UCGCUGGAUAUGGUGUGUGAAGAGAGAGCCGGCUUGUGGAGUGCUUGCCGUCCCAACAAGUGUGUGACACUGUGUGGAAGCAGGAGCGCUAGGUGCAUCUGGUGCAAGGUCUCCCCUGCCCUUCUCCGUCUCGCUCUUUCUGUUCCUCUCCUUCUCCUUCUAGAGGCACGUGCGACGGGAUGAUGGCCAGCGGAGGGGUCGGGUCUGAGGCCCAGGGGUUGGCGCUUUCCGCCGUACUGCGGCUGGCGGUCGUUGCCGCUCUCGCGCUCGGCUAUGGCGGUCAGACGGCGACUGCCACGGCUGAGAGCCAGCUAGCCGAAGCGAUCAACUCCACGGCUACGGCGAAAAAAAGUCCCGUUCUGGUGACCAUAACCGAAGACAUCGUCCUCAGCAAAGCACUGCCUCUAAUUCUCGGUCCUGUCCACAUCAAGGGAGCGUGCCCUGGUCGCAAAUGCGUGGUGGAUGGUGGGGGCAAAUUCGGCAUCUUUCAGGCCUAUGCGCUGCCUCCGCGAUGCGCGGUGACGAUCGAGAACUUGAGCCUGAUCAAUGCAAAGAAGGGGGCUGUCUACUCCACGUGUGACCUGCGGGUUAUAAAUGUCCAUUUCAAGAGGAACAACGGACAAAGCGCUCUCUCUCUCGGACUGGGCGCCGCCUUUUGGCACGUGGAAGAUUGCUUGUUCGAGACCAACAGCGCCUCGGGCAGCGGAGGGGGAAUCUUCGUCAGCUCGUUUGGACAAGGACGAAUCGUACGGACGACGUUCAAGUCCAACAAGGCGGGAGAGGAUGGUGGAGCCGUACGGAUCUUUACCCACGGUAACUCGGCGGGAUACGUCUUCGAUCGCGUGAUCUUCGACUCGAACACGGCGGGAAAGCGUGGCGGCGCCGUCUUCGUCAGCGGGACAAUAGAUGCUCCCGUAAAGGUGUUGGUAUCGCGAUCAAGGUUCUUGAAUAACGUCGCAGCCGGCGGCGCUGGCGGUGCGCUUGCGCUCACUGUUGGGACGGAUGCGCGCAUCUGUGACACGUCCGUCGCCGGAGGCGGGAACAGAGCGAAAGGCGAUCAGGGCAACGACGUCGCUCUGCUGAACGGCAACUACCAUCCGCUAAUGCUCGUCUAUUUCUGUCCCGCAAAGCCCGAUAAUCUCUCCCUCUACGUCACUCCCGCUCUCAACCCCCCGAUCGUUCGCUAUAACUCCCAAGUCUGCACGCUACGGAACGUGCAACGCCAGUACUAUUAUAGUACAUCCCUCUAGUCUCCAGAUUGCUACUUACGUCUAUGAUCCCUGCCAGACCUCUCUCUCUCUCUCUCUCUCUCUCUCUCUCUCUCUCUCUCUCUCUCUCUCACACACACACACACACACACACACACAGAGUCGUCAUCGUCUUUCCUGAGUUCAGUCUGUCUGCUAGUCUGUGGCUCAGGCUUUGUAGCAAUGAGAGUGCGUGUCUCAUUCUGUUUCAUAUUUGUCUCUAAGUGAAAAUUCUGUGUACAUAUAUAUUGGACCACCUGUCUCAUUCAAUUAUCUCUAUCAUCAUCAUCAACAUCAUCAUCGUCAUCAUGGCUACAUAGCAAAUCUCCAUUUGUGUCAUAAUAAUAAGGAUCGUUGUUAUCAUGAUGAUCAGCAUCGUCUCGACCAUCACAAGGAAAGACGAUCGUGGCCAUCGGCAGAGCUAACAGACUCGUGUCAUCAUCGCCACAGUAUCGGUAUCAGUACUCGUCUUUUGCUGACAGUGUUCGACUUUUUUUUUUCUUUUUUUUUUUUAUAGAAGUAAUGUAACAGUUCCCUUGAUCGUCUUAGAGUAGUGUUCGACUUUUUUUUUGUUUUUUUUUUCAAUGAAGUAGUGCCCCCUUG
Molecule: messenger RNA, 1850 nt
Organism: Chara braunii
Lineage: Eukaryota; Viridiplantae; Streptophyta; Charophyceae; Charales; Characeae
Source: the annotation of a GenBank genome assembly